ACCAAUUACCACUCUCAAUUAUUAUCUGGCGCCGUUCUGUUAAAUCAACGCCCAAAAUUAUUACAGCCACUUUCUUUAGUCCUACCACUGUGUUUUUUUCCUUCAAUUGGUUUCUAGUUUCAGCUUAAAGAGUAGAGAGAGAAUUUUAUUUAACACCCAUAUACCCAUAUCAUCAUAAUAAUGGAGUAACACCAACAUAAGAGAGAGAAAUUCAGUCUAGUUCUAUAUUAGUCUAGUCUAAAUUACUCUCCAAGAUUGAAACUUUUUCUUCAAAUUCUCUGUAUUUGGACAAUACUUCCAAUUUUCAAGUCAUAAUUCUCUGUUUUUUCUUUUCUGUUUCAGAAUCCUUCCAAUUUCUGUAGAUUGUGUUUGAUUUUUUUUGUUGGGUAUAUCUUCAAAUUUAAUGCCCCACUUAUAAAUUAGAUGACCCAGUUGUUUGAUUACUUGAUCUGAUUCAACUUGGUUUGUUCAGUUUUCAAGGUUCUUGCUUUAUUUGAAGUGGGGUGCUUGUUGAUUCUCAGGGUUUUGGAAUUGUGGGGAGCAAAUCUGUGGACUGAAGUGAGUAGUAAGAGGAUUUAAUUGUGUGUAAAAAGCUUUUGUUGUAGAGAUGGGAUCCCAAGGAUCAAAACUUGGAACAUGUUGCUUGGGUUCACCUAAUAAGACAGCAGUGCUUGAGGCUCCUGAUGUUGGUAACGAGGAGGAUAAUGGGCAUGGUUUACUUGCGUUCCGUGAGUUCACAUAUGAGCAACUUAAGAAUGCCACAUUAGGCUUUGCUGUUGAGAACAUUGUGUCUGAGCAUGGUGAGAAGGCUCCAAAUGUGGUGUAUAAAGGGAAACUAGAUAACCAGACAAGAGUUGUCGUUAAGCGUUUCAAUAGAAGUGCGUGGCCUGAUGCUCGUCAAUUCUUGGAUGAAGCACGGUCUGUUGGUCAGCUCCGGAACCCGAAGCUGGCAAAUCUGCUUGGUUGUUGUUGUGAGAAUGAUGAGAGGCUGCUUGUGGCGGAGUACAUGCCUAAUAGUACCCUUGCAAAACAUCUUUUCCAUUGGGAUGCACAGCCAAUGAAGUGGGCAAUGCGGUUGAGGGUUGUCCUAAAUCUUGCUCAAGCUUUAGAAUAUUGUACAAGCAGAGGACGAUCCCUCUAUCAUGACCUUAAUGCUUACAGAAUUUUGUUUGAUGGGGAUUGUACUCCCAGACUUUCUUGCUUUGGCUUGAUGAAAAAUAGCAGAGAUGGGAAAAGUUAUAGUACAAAUCUUGCAUUUACUCCUCCAGAGUAUUUGAGAACUGGGAGAAUAACACCAGAAAGUGUAAUAUAUAGCUUUGGAACUCUGUUGCUUGACCUUAUUAGUGGAAAGCAUAUCCCACCAAGUCAUGCCCUAGACUUGAUAAGGGAUCGAAAUCUUCAGAUGUUGACUGAUUCCUGCUUGGAAGGACAAUUUUCCAAUGAUGAUGGUACUGAGUUAGUACGGCUUGCUUCCCGAUGUUUACAUUAUGAACCACAAGAGCGACCAAACACUAGAUCACUGAUUGCAGCUUUGACCCCUCUUCAGAAGGAAACUGAGAUUCCUUCUCAUGUUCUAAUGGGUAUCCCUCACAGUGCAUCGUCCCUACCUUUGUCUGCUAUGGGUGAGGCAUGCGUAAGAAGAGACUUGACUGCAAUUCAUGAAAUCUUGGAAACAAUUGGGUACAAGGAUGAUGAAGGAGUGACAAAUGAGCUCUCCUUUCAGAUGUGGACUGACCAAAUGCAGCAAUCUUUGGAAUCGAAGAAGAAGGGUGACAGUAGCUUCAAGCAGAAAGAUUUCAAGUCUGCAAUAGAACGAUACACGCAGUUCAUUGAUGGCGGGAUGGUUUCUCCUACAGUCCUUGCACGUCGUAGUCUAUCACAUCUUAUGAGCGACAUGCCACAGGAAGCUUUGGAAGAUGCAAUGCAAGCUCAAGUGAUUUCACCUGUGUGGCACAUUGCUCAAUAUCUUCAAACAUCUGCUCUUUUUGCCCUUGGAAUGGAGAACGAGGCUCAAGAGGCUCUAAAAGAGGGCACCACUCUCGAAUCGAAAAGGGAUGGUACAGAUGCUAAAUAAUCUGUCAAACUAUACCACCACUUAGUUACUUGAUUGAAAGGCGUCUCGUUCCUCUCCUCUGGAACUGAUCUUUUGGAAACUGCAAAGUAGAAAGAUAUGCAGCGAUUCUUUUGUCAAAAGUAUUUUGCCUUCAAGUUUAACUUUGCAGCAGCAUCUCAACUCAGCCGAAAUUUUCAGCAGUCGAUUUUUAACUGGUUGAUUGAUUAAGCGCGAGAAGCUUUCCUUGGAGAGUUUGCAAGUGCAAGGCAUCAAAAUCCUAUAAACUUGUAAUUUUUGUACAGUUAAAACACGGUUUGGGUGGUGUUUUGAACGUAAAAAACUCGUGUUUUCAGCUCAUAUCUACGGAAGAAAAAUAUGGCUUCCGUUUUCUUUAUCUAGUCUUGUUAGAAUUGUGUGAGUAAUGCCUUCCUUUUAACAUAUAUUCAUAGAAUGUUUCAAUGACAACAUUCAUUAUUGUAAGACAGUAUUGUUAUUCAAUUGAUCCACAAACGAAACUUUUCUAGUUGUA
Beta vulgaris subsp. vulgaris (sugar beet) is the source of this 2582-nucleotide messenger RNA. Its product is annotated as serine/threonine-protein kinase BSK3. Bases 608 to 2074 code for a protein of 488 amino acids. Gene Ontology annotation, molecular function: protein binding; ATP binding; protein kinase activity. The transcript has 12 exons. Gene Ontology annotation, biological process: protein phosphorylation; brassinosteroid mediated signaling pathway. NCBI's taxonomy places the organism in Eukaryota, Viridiplantae, Streptophyta, Magnoliopsida, Caryophyllales, Amaranthaceae. The record is from RefSeq and is a predicted model, not a curated record.